GGGAAAGAGAGCCCCACACAGUCCAAUUCAAAGCUCCCGCUAGUGCCAAGCCCGGUGUUUCCGAAUUUCCCGCUGACCGAGACUCCAGGUCCACAGAUCGCCCCUCGCAGCCGAUCCCCGAACCUGGCCUCGGCGGAGGCGGGAGGCAGAUGCGGACCUGCAGGCGUCAGAGACCGAGGACAGGGAGCGCGGGCCUCUGAAAGGCGGGGACUUGGUGGAAGCGGUCCAGUUCUCGCGAGGUUUCGUCCUGACGGGAACCGAUGACAGCUCCGCGGAGAGAGUGGGUUUCGCGCACCGGAGGGAGCCAAAGGCUCCGGGGUGGUAGUUGCUACCUGGGGUCCGAGCCGGGGGAGAAGCUGUCACCCGUAAAAAGCCAGUUCUCCCGAGAGGCACCCCUGGGGAAGUCCAAGGCACCGCUGGCCUCUUCCUUCGGCUGUGGAGGCAGCACAGGCAAACCUUGCCAGCUAAAGAGAACCGCUCUAAGCAGAAUACGCCAAGAACAUAAAUACAGGUGUCCGGGCUCCCGGGGAGCUGGAGCUUAAAGCGGAUCUAGUGAAACAAACCAGCGGCGUCUCCCCAGGUGGUCGUCCGGCGGCUGCACCCCAGCAUCACCAAGGAGCGGUUGGAACAGCAGCUGCACCUGCUGCCCGCACACCUUUACCACUGAGCUCAGGUGAGAAGACUUUACCAACAUUAAGAGGCCAACCUGGAGUUCCCUGGCGGUACUGUGGUUAGGACUCUGAGCUUUCACUGCUGGGCCUGGGUUCAACCCCUGGUUGAAGAUGGAGAAGCUCUAUACAGUCAAGCUGUAUAAAGAAGCUAUACAGUCAAGCUCUGUACAGUCAAGCUCUAAUCCACAAGCUGCACUGCAGGACCUUUGAUUUUCUACCUCUGAGGAACUGGCCUUCUAACCCUGGCUUUGUGCAGUAGAAAGACCGACCUAAAGUGCCUCUCCGAAAUCUUUAAAAAGAUCUGUUAAUAUUUUGUUUGGUUUUCUUGCUAAAGAACAUCCAGAUUGUUGAAAGUAACUGAGAGGUUAUUCUUUGGCAUAAAGGUUUUAUCUGAAGUAGUUUGUUGUAUCCAGGA
Molecule: messenger RNA, 1086 nt
Organism: Cervus elaphus (red deer)
Lineage: Eukaryota; Metazoa; Chordata; Mammalia; Artiodactyla; Cervidae
Product: regulator of nonsense transcripts 3A-like
Exons: 2
Coding region: 261-542 (93 amino acids)
Source: RefSeq, a predicted model, not a curated record